Messenger RNA from Drosophila ananassae, 2001 nucleotides. RefSeq names its product fibrinogen-like protein 1. The record is from RefSeq and is a predicted model, not a curated record. Bases 46 to 1410 code for a protein of 454 amino acids. The transcript has 2 exons. NCBI's taxonomy places the organism in Eukaryota, Metazoa, Arthropoda, Insecta, Diptera, Drosophilidae.
GCUUGGUUUUUAUUCAACGCUUAUAUAGAGACCUAGAAGCACAGCAUGGGACCGAGCGUUAUAGUAGUACUUAUAUCACUUUUAUUUCUGACAGAUUUAACUGUUGCCGAUGAAGAGCCUUUUAAUAGUACAGUACCAGAAGAAGUUAUUGAGUGCAGUCCGAGUUGUUUUAAAGUUAUAAAGCCUGUUUUAGACCAUUUCAUGCAAUUUAAAACGUCCGCGGAUAAAAGCCAAAACCUAAAUGAACAGUUGAUGGAUGUGAUAAACGAAAAUAAAAUAAAAGAAGAGAAUUUAUAUGCGUUGAUCAAAAGCAACGAUGAGCAAAAAAACACAAUCAAUACCCUGACCAAAAACAACGAUGCUCUUAUGAAAGCACAAAGUAGCAAUGAAGAGCUGAUAAGGAUUUUUAAAAGUGAAAUAAGCCAAAAAAACAAUGAAAUUGAAAAUAAAGAAACGAUUAUAAAUUCAUUAAAAAAUCAAAUAAACCAAAAAAGUGAAGAACUUAAAAAAGCUAGGGAAGAAAAAGACGAUUUUAGUAAAAAACUGCUUAGUUGUUCGGACAAUAUUAUUAAAAACAUGAAUUCUUUGAUGGAAAAAGAAAAGGAGAUCCAGGAACACAAAGAGGAGAUUAAAAGAAAAGACGAUCUACUGAAUAAAAAAGACAACGAAAUCCUGGAGAAGACAGAUCAGGCAAGGAGCAAGGACGCCCUGAAUGAGGCCCUAACUAGUCAAAUAAAUGUUAUAUCCCAAAACUUAACAGAAACUAAUGAAAAAUUUUCAACAUGUGAUGAAAUAAACUCUUGUCUCCCCUCCGGCAAAGGCCUUUUCCAUAUAAAGCUUCCGGGAGUGAGUGCAUUUGAGGCUCCUUGCAAUGGAUCUGGAUGGAUGGUAAUUCAGAGACGGAUGGAUGGCAGCGUGAAAUUUGAUCGCAAUUGGACGGAAUACAGAGAUGGGUUUGGAAAUUUGACAGGGGAAUUCUUCUUAGGCCUGGAGAAGUUGCACCUCAUAACUCAAUCGAGACAGCACGAGCUACUUAUCCGUCUGGGAAAAGUGGAUGGAUCCACUGCUUUCGAAAAGUAUGAUGAUUUCAAGAUUGGUAGUGGAAGGGAUUCCUAUCCAUUGGAAUCGGUUGGACGUCCCACUGGAGACGCAGGCGAUUCCCUUAACAACAAUUUGAACAUGAAGUUCUCAACAUUUGACUGGGAUAAUGACCUGGAGGAAGGCAAUUGCGCUGAAGAUGGAGGUGGCUGGUGGUUUAAGUCAUGUGGAACCAGCUUUCUGAACGGACACUUUCACAAAGAUGGUAAAUCGGAGAAUGAGGAUGGGAUAAAUUGGGGAAGUUGGCACAAUUACGACUGGUCUGUUUCUCUUACAUCUGUUGAAAUUACGAUAAGACCAAAACUUUUUUAAGUAAAUUUUGGAUUAAUUUAGAAACUUUGUUACAGAAGGGUAUACAGUUAUAUAUACUUUCAGAUGCUAGCUUCAAAACCAAUUUUAUUCUAUUUUUUAGAGCCAUUAACCAUGGUCACUAGAAGACAUGUCUCGUCAAAUGGAUGAAGUAUACUCUUAUUUUUGCCAAUUUUUAUCGUCAAGGUUGUUUAGAAUGUAAAUUUUUUAUAAGAACUACUAUAAUAUAGUUAGAUUAUAGUAAUAAGCUUGAAAAGUGGCUUUAAAUAAUCUUCGAUCCUGUAGAGUUCGCAAAUAUUUAUGUAUGUGCAUAGGAUAAGUUCAAACCAAAACUGCUUUUAUUAAAACAGAUAAGACAAGCCCGGAUUGUGGAUAGGCUCUAUGUUUCAAGACAAGCCCGGCUUAAUUUUCAUUCAACCGUAACACCUGGAAACACGCCAAAGUGAAAUUAAUGAAAAACCAAUUAAAUUAUAAAUUAAGAAACGCUUAAAAAUUUAUUAAACAAACAAAUCCAAAAGAAACAAAAAUUAAAUAUCAUAUAGUUAUUAGAAAAUUAAAUAUAACAAUUAAAAAAUAAAUAAACAAAAUAAGAAA